AUGUCGGUGGUGCGGCUACCACCGCUGCGCGCCCUAGACGACUUUGUUUUGGGGUCUGCGCGUCUGGCGGCUCCUGAUCCAGGCGAUCCACAACGAUGGUGUCACCGCGUCAUCAACAAUCUUCUCUACUACCAAACUAAUUACCUUCUCUGCUUCGGCAUCAGUCUCGCUGUGGCCGGGUACAUUCGUCCACUGCACACCCUCCUGAGUGCACUGGUAGUGGUGGUGGCCCUCGGUGUGCUAGUGUGGGCUGCUGAAACCCGUGCAGCUGUGCGCCGCUGCCGUCGCAGCCACCCUGCUGCCUGCCUGGCUGCAGUGCUUACCAUAAGCCUCCUCAUUGUCGGGGCCGCGGGCGGCGCUUUCACCUUCCUGCUCUGCAUCACAACCCCGGUGCUUUUGAUCCUGCUGCAUGCUUCACUGCGCCUGAGAAACCUUAAAAACAAGAUUGAGAACAAGAUCGAGAGCAUUGGUCUAAAGCGGACGCCAAUGGGGCUGCUCCUAGAGGCACUGGGACAAGAGCAGGAAGCUGGAUCCUAGGACCCUGGCAUCUACAUCCUGGAUCUAGACGGCCCCCCACCCCAUACCCAAUAUGGACCCUUUUCUCAGCCAUUAAAAUAGGAGCCUAGAGCCCUCUGGCCUGCAAAAAAUAAAAGACACCUGUGACUGCUUACUCCAACCCUAAACUAGUCAUCUCUUAC
Molecule: messenger RNA, 698 nt
Organism: Microtus oregoni (creeping vole)
Lineage: Eukaryota; Metazoa; Chordata; Mammalia; Rodentia; Cricetidae
Gene: Praf2
Product: PRA1 domain family member 2
Exons: 3
Coding region: 1-537 (178 amino acids)
Cellular component (GO): membrane
Source: RefSeq, a predicted model, not a curated record